This is a messenger RNA of Vidua chalybeata, 3377 nucleotides long. RefSeq names its product very low density lipoprotein receptor (gene VLDLR). The record is from RefSeq and is a predicted model, not a curated record. NCBI's taxonomy places the organism in Eukaryota, Metazoa, Chordata, Aves, Passeriformes, Viduidae. The coding region runs from base 1 to 2763 and encodes 920 amino acids. The transcript is spliced from 19 exons. Gene Ontology annotation, molecular function: protein binding; calcium ion binding.
AUGUCUCCGGCUGCCGCCUCUGCUCCUCGGCUCUCCGCCCGCAGCGCCUGCCUGCCCGCGCACACUGUCCCCGGCGCGGCGAUGCGGCUGGACCAGGAGCCCGGAGACCCGAGCGCCUCGGCCGACAGGCGCGGCGCGGAGCAGCGGGGGGUCCCGCGCUGCUGGGCGCUGCUGCUGCUGCUUGCCCUUGGCUGCCUGCGCGCCGCCGCCGACGGUGCGAGAGCAAAAUGUGAAGAAUCCCAGUUUGCAUGUGGUAAUGGACGCUGUAUUCCUCAAAUCUGGAAAUGUGAUGGUGAUGAAGACUGUUCAGAUGGCAGUGAUGAGAGUGCUUGUGUGAAGAAAACAUGUGCUGAAUCUGACUUUGUGUGCCUCAGUGGUCAAUGUGUGCCUAACAGAUGGCAGUGUGAUGGGGAUCCGGACUGUGAGGAUGGGUCUGAUGAGAGUUCCGAACUGUGUCACACGAGAACAUGCCGGGUAAAUGAAAUCAGCUGUGGUCCUCAGUCAACUCAGUGUAUCCCAUUGUCCUGGAAAUGUGAUGGUGAAAAAGACUGUGACAGUGAAGAAGAUGAACAGAAUUGUGGCAAUGUGACUUGUAGUCCAGCAGACUUCACAUGCAACAGUGGGCAAUGUAUUUCCAAGAGCUUUGUCUGCAAUGGUCAAGAUGACUGCAGUGAUGGUAGUGAUGAGCUGGAGUGUGCACCUCCUACCUGUGGAGUUCAUGAGUUCCAGUGCAAGAGCUCGACUUGCAUUCCCCUCAGCUGGGUGUGUGAUGAUGAUGCUGACUGCUCUGACCACUCAGAUGAGUCUCUAGAGCAAUGUGGCCGCCAGCCUGCACCUUCUGUGAAGUGCUCUGCCAGUGAGGUGCAGUGUGGCUCAGGUGAAUGUAUCCACAAAAAGUGGCGCUGUGAUGGAGAUCCUGAUUGCAAGGAUGGAAGUGAUGAAAUCAACUGCCCUUCUCGGACCUGCAGACCAGACCAGUUCAGAUGUGAAGAUGGGAACUGCAUCCAUGGGAGUAGGCAGUGCAAUGGUGUGAGAGAUUGUCUGGAUGGCACAGAUGAAGCAAAUUGUAACAACGUUAUUCAGUGCUCUGGACCCGGCAAAUUCAAGUGCAGAAGUGGAGAAUGCAUAGAUAUCAAUAAAGUGUGUAACCAGCAGAGAGACUGCAAGGACUGGAGUGAUGAGCCCCUCAAGGAGUGUAACAUCAAUGAAUGUCUGGUGAACAAUGGUGGAUGCUCUCAUAUCUGCAGAGAUCUCAUUAUUGGCUAUGAAUGUGACUGUCCAGCUGGGUUUGAGCUUCUGGACAGGAGAACUUGUGGCGAUAUUGAUGAAUGUCAGAACCCUGGUAUAUGUAGUCAGAUCUGUAUCAACCUGAAAGGGGGCUACAAAUGUGAAUGUAGCCGUGGCUAUCAGAUGGAUCUUGCUACUGGGGUGUGCAAGGCAGUUGGGAAAGAACCAAGUCUAAUUUUCACCAACCGCCGGGACAUAAGGAAGAUUGGCCUUGAGAGAAAAGAAUACAUUCAGCUUGUAGAGCAGCUAAGAAACUCUAUAGCUCUAGAUGCUGAUAUUGCUGAGCAAAAGCUUUACUGGGCAGACUUCAGCCAAAAAGCAAUCUUCAGUGCCUCUAUUGAUACCCGUGAUAAAGUUGGAACACACAUCAGAAUCCUGGACAACAUACACAGCCCUGCAGGAAUUGCUGUUGACUGGAUUUAUAAGAACGUCUACUGGUCAGACUCAACUGCAAAGACCAUUUCAGUGGCUAGCCUAGAUGGCACAAAAAGAAAGGUUUUGUUUCUCUCUGAGCUGAGAGAGCCAGCUUCUAUUGCUGUAGAUCCUAUCUCUGGCUUUAUGUACUGGUCAGACUGGGGUGAGCCAGCAAAAAUUGAAAAAGCAGGAAUGAAUGGAUUUGACAGACAGCAGCUUGUGACAGCAGAAAUCCAAUGGCCUAAUGGAAUUGCUCUAGAUCUUGUAAAAAGCCGCCUGUACUGGCUUGAUUCUAAACUACACAUGCUGUCAAGUGUGGACUUGAAUGGCCAGGAUCGUAGAAUUGUGCUGAAAUCACAUAUGUUCCUUCCUCAUCCUCUUGCUCUAACCAUUUUUGAAGACCGUGUGUACUGGAUUGAUGGAGAGAAUGAGGCAGUCUAUGGGGCCAACAAAUUCACUGGAACCGAUUUGGUUACCCUAGUGAACAACCUCAAUGAUGCACAGGACAUCAUUGUGUAUCAUGAACUUGUUCAGCCUUCAGGUAGGAACUGGUGUGAAGAGCACAUGGCAAAUGGAGGCUGUAGCUACCUGUGCCUGCCUGCUCCUCAGAUAAAUGAACAUUCUCCAAAGUACACCUGUGCAUGUCCUGCUGGGUACUUCUUGCAGGAGGAUGGUCUGAGAUGUACAGUUUCAGGUACUGGAACAACUGUGGCUUACACUGAGGCUAAAGAUACCAGCACAACAGAAAAAUCUCCAACUGUUGGACUAGUUCCUGGAGGAUUCAACACUAGUGGUACAACUUCUGAAGUAACUGCAGCUGGAAGAACAUCAGCAGCUUGGAUCAUUCUUCCUGCUGUAUUGUUGAUGAUGGCUGCAGCAGCUGGCUACUUCAUGUGGCGUAACUGGCAGCACAAGAAUAUGAAAAGCAUGAAUUUUGAUAACCCAGUUUACCUAAAAACCACAGAAGAGGACCUCACAAUUGAUAUUGGAAGACACAGUGGUUCAGUAGGACACACCUACCCUGCAAUAUCUGUUGUCAGCACAGAUGAUGAUAUGGCGUGAGCACUGGAUCAGCAAUCACUUUCAGUUUACUUGUGUCUUACACUCUUUGGGGAUAGUAACCAGGUUUGUGGCUGAAGAACUUCCUCCAUUCUUGGAAGAAAGAAGAUACUUUCUGCAUUUAUGGAUCACUUGUGUAAAUAGUUAUUACUUUCUACAAUUUAACAACUCUGUAUAUACCUGUCCACAACAAUUCAGCUGUUAGUGGUUACAGUUUUAUCCGUAACCCUUGGGUUGGUUAGUCGGUAACAUCACUGACUAAAUAUAAAGCACUUUCCAUAGAAAGCCAUAUUCCAGCCACAACUUGUAACACCUGUACAUAUGUCUAUAGGCCACUUGUAAAUAAUUAUUGGAAAAUCACUAUCAAGCACUUUGAAAUACUUCAGAUGUAAAUUAUUGUACACUCUCUUUUUCAAUGAUUGGGGCAAUGGCAAUAGGAAAAAACGGGUUAUUAUGAUUGCCAAAAAUUUGUAGACAUAAGUAAUUUUGUAUGUAUGAUUGCUUCAGUCUUGUCUGUUACCUCUUAGAGGUCUACAAGAAUGAAUGAUCUUUAAGAAACCACUGUAAAACUCAAAUGCAGCCAAGGGGAUAAAAUAAAAUGAGUCAAGCAGUUGAAA